UGUUAGUCUUGCAGACCAGGAUGUCUGUUCUGCAGGUCCUCAUUCUAUUUCUACAAAUGCUUAUAGCAUACCAGUUCUUUGUAUCUCAUCAGAACAGUAUAAUACAGUACUGUUCAUACAUACAUACAGCUUAAUGUCAGGUCUUCCAAAUUUAAACAUGCUGUUAUAUCUUUGGUGCUUGGUAAGAAGAGCCUAAGUCAGUGCAAAUAAUGUUUGAAGCCUGUCUUAUGAAGCAUGUCAGAUGUAAUGUGUGCAAUUUAAAAAGGAGUGACUAGUAAAACUAAUUUGUGUGUGAAGCUAUGUCAGAUGAAAAGCCAGAGCAAUAUGAGAGUGUUAUUCAAAAUGUAAUUAUGAAUUUAUGUGUGUGGUUAGUUUAUUAGUAUAUUACUGUAGUUUGGUAAUAAACAUGUUUUGAGAGUAGUAUAACUUUAUUGUUUGUAAAUGUGCAGUAUAAAUGCUUCAUAAUUGUGUAAUAGGUAUAGAGUGAUGUUUGGCUGUGGGAUAUGAUUCUGUAACAGAAUUGUAUUUCUAGAUACUUUCUGAGUGUGAUAUAUUGUACUGUGGUUCAUACAGCUUGACUAUAUUUUGGGCUAUGUAUUGGUUGUAACACAGAAAUGAGGAAACAAGUGUGACAUAUUAAAAGAAUAGUUCACAGUGACCUGUUGCCCAUGGUAAUGAGUUCACAGUCGCAAAAAGUAACACAAUGAACAAAAUAUUGUUUUGUUCAAUAAUUAUUGAUUUCCAGUCUAACAUUACUGGCAUUUUCUAUGAAGCUUUGGACAGGCUACACAUGAUGGUUGGCUGUGAGAAACAAGUAAUACUUGCAGAUUUUUAGGGCAAAUCUGUUUGGGAUACAGAGAUGGAAACAGGAGAUUAGUUUUCUAAACAUUUUAUGUAUCAGAGUGUAAUUGUAUUCUAUUGCCACAAUUCUUAAUGAGUUUAUAUCAGGUGGCCGGGUACUUGAGAAGUUAGAGAAUGCAUUUGCUUCCAAUUUAAUAUGAUGAUGUACUUCAAUUAACUUUUGUAUUGUAGACAGUUUUCCUUCAUUUUACAUCAACACAAUUGGAAAUAAAGAAAAGCAGGGCACAUGUCAACAAACUUUUAAGUGGCAGGUUUAUGGAAUACAGCGAUACAUUUAUCGUAAUUGUACAAAAUUCUCUUUUUGCCAACACAUUAUGAACAACUCUGCAGCCUACGAAAUAAUAGGAUUUAUGUAUAUACGCCAUAAAUCAUUCAUAGCAUGGUGUGGAACAUGUCUACACUGCUACCAACUUUGUCUCCGAUCCAUAUACGCCUACAUUAUAGGUGCUUAGGCAGAGUUUACAUUUUUGUGACGUUCUGUGGUAAUGGUACUUGUGUCAGAAUGAUAUAAAAUGUGACGUAGGGAAUGAUACGUAUUUAAGCUAAUAAUAACAUAAUAUGGAUGUAAUAAAAGAAGAACCUGAUUCAGAGACUGAGGUUCGUCCAAGAUCAUCAGACGAAGAUCUGGCUGAUGCAAAACAUGAACAUCUGCCUGAACCAUUCUCAUUUGUUGAAGUUAAGCAAGAAGUGGAAGAUUCGUGGGAUGGUUGUGAAGCCAAGGAUAAAGAAGCAAGAGGACGUGAUAUUUGUGAUGGUGAAAAUCACCAAAUUCAUUACCAGGAAGAUAUUGGCGAUAGUAGUGGCAGUUCUUCAUCACCACUGAAUUCACAGGGUGAUAAUUCAACAGCAUUGAAUUCACAUGCCAGUGGUGAUCAUUGCACAACCAAGUUAAAUCUAGAUGUUAAUGGGAAACAAAAAUGUAUUUCUGAUGACAGUAUGUCAGUCCCAGGUGGCAGUUCAUACAAUAUACAAAAUCUAAUAGAAGUUUUAAGUUGUGGGAAUAAGAAACAAAAGGCACACAAACAACGUACUGAUAAUAAACAGAAGCGACGGAGGAAAAAAUCCUAUCAGUGUAGUGAAUGUAGUACUUUGUUUCCUGGAAAUUAUGAACUUAGGAUGCAUAUGCGUACCCACAUGGAGGAAAAACCAUACAAAUGUGAACUGUGUGAGCAGGGCUUUUAUACAAGUUCCCACCUCAACAGACAUCGACGUUCUCAUACUGGUGUUAAACCCUUCAUAUGUGAAGUGUGCAACAAAAGGUUUUCGGAAAGAGGAAACGUCAUUGUGCAUCUGCGUACUCAUACUGGAGAAAAACGUCACACAUGUGAAUUGUGCACUAAACAGUUUUCUAAUAGCAGUGAUCUAAAGAAACAUAUUCGUACACAUACGGGCGAAAAACCGUACAGUUGUGAGUUGUGUAGUCAAGCUUUCUCCAAUAGAUCACAUCUAGCAAGACAUCGUCGUACACAUACGGGAGAAAAACCAUAUGUGUGCGAAUUUUGCAAGAAGUCGUACUCUAUUAGGGCAUGCCUUGUUAUGCAUCUUCGUUCUCACACAGGAGAAUUGCCUGAGAAAUGUUAUAAGUGUGAAGUGUGUGAUAAAGCAUUUGCUUAUCCGUCGCACGUCACUGUACAUCUUCGAACUCAUACAGGAGAGAAACCUUUUAAUUGUCAUAUAUGUGGUCAAGCAUUCUCUCAUAGUUCUCAGGUCAGCGCACAUGUUCGCACCCAUACAGGAGAGAAGCCAUUUGAAUGUGACAUAUGCCAUAGGGCUUUUCACAUGGAUAUGGAUGUGAAUAUCAAAGUGGAACCGAGAUCAGACGAUGAGGCUGAAUCAAUAGCUUCAGAGAAUGAAGAUGAUACAAAACAGGAGGGCAAGAUGGGAACAUUUACAUUUGUUUCUGUGAAGCAAGAAGCAGAAGAUACCUGGGAUUUGAGUAGAGUUAAAAAGGAGUUUAAGGAUGAAGGUAUGACAAUAGAGGAACCUGAAGUGUGUCUGGAAAGUGAAGAUAAUGUGAUUUCAAUACAAGAAGAUGGUGUAAUUGCUGCCUCUACAGAAUUGGACACAUUUAACAUCCACCAUGCUUACACUACAUCUGAUUAUAUCUCUACUGGCGUUAAUACAGUAUUCCGUUCUGGCGAAAAGUUGUAUGUGUGUGAAAUAUGUGGCCAAGAAUUUGUACGCAGAGCCGAACUGUAUAAGCACACCCACUCACAUAAUGGAGAGAGGCCAUACAUAUGUGACGUUUGCAAAAAGAAUUUCUCAAAGAAGGCCACCCUUAAGGAACAUUACCGUAUCCACACCGGUGAAAAACCUUUCACAUGUGAAAUAUGCAGUAAGAGUUUUUCAAAAAGUGGGAAUCUUUCGAAACAUAGACGUACUCACACUGGAGAAAAGUCAUAUACGUGUAAGUUGUGUAAUAAUCAUUUCACAGAUAAAUCAGUUCUUAUACAACAUUCAUGUUAUCAAUCGGAUCAGAUGCCAUUUAACUGUGACAUAUGCAAGAAGGGCUUCAGAGAAAGCAGAUACCUUACAAAGCAUCGGCGUAGACAUACAGGAGACAAACCGUAUGGAUGUGAUGUAUGUCAUAAAAAGUUUUCUGAUAAAGGAUUCUUGAAAAAGCACUAUCGUAUUCACACGGGUGAGAAGCCAUUCAAAUGUGAUUUAUGUAAUAAAGAAUUCACCCAGAGUGGUAAUCUUUCGACGCACAGACGAAGUCACACUGGGGAGAAGCCAUUUGGUUGUGACAUCUGUGGUAAGAAAUUUUCUAUGAAACAGAAGUUGAAAAAGCAUUAUCGUAUCCAUACAAGAGACAAGGCAAGCAAGGCAGUAAUGGAGGAAAAACGCUAACUUUAUGAAAUAUAGUGUACGUGAAGGUAUUUGAAACAUGAAUACUAUGACUGAUGCCUCACUUUUUUAAUUUUUUUCCAGUUUGUGCACAAACAAUAUGGGGAUCAUUUUUUCGUCUGUGUUGAUAUUUUUUCAACUUAUCAGUGACUGAAACUGCAGAGGAAGAAAAUCUUACUAAGUAGGAGAUUGGAGAGAGGUUUUUCAAGCUGGGGAAAAAAUAUAUCUCUUGCAUUAUUCCAUAAGCAUUGAAAUACUGCACAUGAAAUUUAAUUCUGGUGGUGUAUUCACAUUCACUGACAGCUAAUUUAUUGAGCUGUUUUUAAAUCCAGGAUAGCCUUUAUUUCCAGGAGCUGUGGUUUGUUUUUAUUGAACAGAUUUUAUGCUGUAUCUCACAUUUUGUUCAUUGAUGAGAAGUGUUUGAAUUUUUCGGAUCCUUUUGUGUCUUUUGACUUAGAUGAUUCCAUUUAUCCUUUUCAUAUUUAAAAAUACAAAAAUGUUAUUUCUAUAAAUACGUAUAUAUUAUUACCUCAUACAUUAAUUGAAAUAACUUAUUUAUUAGGAUGCAGAUUUGUGGGUGAUGUACCAUAAUACUGGUUAAUAUUAGGACACUGAUUGUGGUAGUAAGAUUUAUAGUUUUUCCGGAAUUAUUAUCCUGAUGCUUAUUUGCAUUUCAUAUUUAUUUUGUGUAAAAUGAUCAUUUAUGUAUAUUUUCUCUCAUGUGCUUUAGAAAUUAUAAUUUUUUUUAAAUUCAGUGCAACGAGAAGGAAAGAAAUAUGUGAUAUUAAUGAACUGUAGAUAGCUAAUAUUUUGGACUACAGAUAUGGUAGUAGAUCUUCUGAAAAGUUAACACAAUUAAUGGUUUCUUUAUGUACACACAAAAUACCUAUAAUAAUGUUGUUUCUGUAUAAGUCCUCAUACAAGAAAAUGCCAUUAAUUAAGACUUGAAAGUGUUCACAUUUAUAGUCAAAGUACGUCACAUACUAUUGAGAUUAUAUUCUUUAAUUUUGUAAUUUUAGUGUGUUAUGUUUUCUUUCUCUGACUUAAGAGAGAAAUUAUUUCUGAAAUUCUAUUCAGAAUAUGCAAUGCUUAUAAUGUGAGAUAUAGAACAGGACAAUUUUUAUUAUAAUCACAGCAGAAAUAUGUUUAUGAAAUAUAUGAAUUAGAUUACAGGCUGCUAACUGUUGAAUGUGAGAUACUGCUUUUGAUAGAUAUGUUUAAGCUGAUGAUGCAUGCAUGAUAUUAAGGAAAAUUCCUGUAUGGAUUUGAAAUUGGAGGAGAAUGUUUUUUCACUGAUGCACAUGUUUGAAGGGGUUAUAUAGUUUAAUAAUAAUUUAUUUUAUGGCAUAUCUGACAACAUGUAUAUAUUCAAUAAAAAAAUGAAAUGAUUGAAAACAAUUAAAAUCUGAUAAAAUUUCAUUGCAUAAAGCAAGUACCUUCAGCUAGCUGCCAUGUUUCCUGGAGAAUGGAGAAUGUAGAGGUGAAAUGAGAGAAAUAAUGGUUUUUGGUCCAUUAUUGAUACUGCAAAGAGUUAAGAUGCUGUGCUUGUUUAAUUUAGAUAAGUGAUGAUUGAGGAAUAUUACAACUGGAACAACACAUAGAAAUUAAACAGACCUGUGAGAGUGAUUGUGCAGUUAAAGUAUUUUUGUAUAUGAUCUGUGCUUUUAGAUUUUUUUUAUUUUUGUGCAUUUUUAACUCCUCUAUUAAUCAUCACAUUGACAUUAAUUGUAUUUAUUAAAUCAUUUUCUUUCAUUUUACAUGUCUUCCACCUAGUGAACUGUGAAAAAAUAUAGCUGCAAAUGUCUGUAUGCUUCAUGCAGAAAAUAAAGUAAUAAUAUAUAUAAAAUUGUUCCUAAGUGUUA
This is a messenger RNA of Zootermopsis nevadensis, 5570 nucleotides long. RefSeq lists its product as uncharacterized. Gene Ontology annotation, biological process: regulation of transcription by RNA polymerase II. The record is from RefSeq and is a predicted model, not a curated record. Gene Ontology annotation, cellular component: nucleus. NCBI's taxonomy places the organism in Eukaryota, Metazoa, Arthropoda, Insecta, Blattodea, Termopsidae. Gene Ontology annotation, molecular function: RNA polymerase II cis-regulatory region sequence-specific DNA binding; DNA-binding transcription factor activity, RNA polymerase II-specific.